Messenger RNA from Ceratosolen solmsi marchali, 215 nucleotides. Its product is annotated as turripeptide OL11-like. The record is from RefSeq and is a predicted model, not a curated record. The transcript is spliced from 3 exons. NCBI's taxonomy places the organism in Eukaryota, Metazoa, Arthropoda, Insecta, Hymenoptera, Agaonidae. Gene Ontology annotation, molecular function: protein binding. The coding region runs from base 15 to 215 and encodes 66 amino acids.
UUUUUAUUUAUACAAUGCUCAUAUUAUGUGCUAUAAUUGUAAGCAUACAUGCAGCUCCAAAUAAACCACCUAAACCCUGUAAAUGUAUUACACCUGGCAUAUAUUAUCCAGUUUGCGGUAGCGAUAAUAAAACGUAUGGAAACAAGUUCAUGUUAAAAUGUGAAAAUAAAUGUUAUAGUAAAAAACUCAAGAUUGUUCAUGAUGGUAAAUGCUGA